GCUUGAUGGGAAGAAGCAUCUUCUGAAGAAGCCAAGAUGGCGUUACGAAAUUUUCAGAUUUUGACUAGAAAUGGUCGUUUAAAACCGCUCGUUAAUGCUGUAAAGGCCAAGUGCAUGAGCUCAGCACCAGGAAGUACAAAGAAAUCAUCAAAGUCCUGGGUUGCUCUUGGCUUGCUAGCAGCAGGUGGUAGUGGCGUGGCUUUACUUGGUGCAACAGUAUAUGCCGAGGAGUUGGGGUUACAUCCACCCCACUUCCCAUGGACUCACAAGGGUUGGACACAAAGUUUAGAUCAUGCAAGCAUGCGACGAGGUUUCCAGGUCUACCAACAAGUGUGUGCAGCUUGUCACAGCAUGAAGUAUAUUGCAUUUAGAAAUUUAGUUGGAGUUACUCAUACUGACGAGGAGGCCAGAGCUUUAGCUGAAGAGAUCCAAGUUAUGGAUGGUCCUGAUGACGAGGGAAAUAUGUUCGAAAGGCCAGGAAAGCUUUCUGAUUACCUGCCUAACCCGUACCCUAACGAAGAAGCGGCCAGGGCUGCUAAUGGAGGUGCUUAUCCUCCGGAUUUAAGUUUUAUUGCAAAUGCUAGACAUGGCGGUGAGGACUAUAUAUUCUCAAUCCUCACGGGAUAUUUUGAUGCUCCAGCUGGCAUUGAACUUCGAGAUGACCUUUACUACAAUGCUUACUUCCCUGGUCAAUCAAUAGCAAUGGCACCAGCUUUAUAUACUAAUAUUAUUGAAUAUGAGGAUGGUACCCCUGCCACAAUGAGCCAGUUAGCUAAAGAUGUUAGCACAUUUUUGAGAUGGGCUGCAGAACCUGACCACGAUCAGCGUAAGAGAAUGGGAAUAAAGGCACUGUCAAUAUUUUCCAUACUGGUGCUUGCUUCGUGGUAUUACAAACGACACAAGUGGAGUGUCUUGAAGAGCAGGAAGCUAGCAUAUUGGGCUGCAUCAAGAUAAUACAACCAUAUAAGAACGACUUUUGCAAUUGUAUUUAUGUCUUUACCUGGCUUAGUGACGACAAAAUUUGUGACAUAAUUUGUUGGUGGAUACCUUUAUGGAGUGCUGUUUAUUUCAUGCAAAUAUCAGCAUGCGUUUGAAGAUAAAUCA
This is a messenger RNA of Dendronephthya gigantea, 1104 nucleotides long. Its product is annotated as cytochrome c1, heme protein, mitochondrial-like. Gene Ontology annotation, biological process: mitochondrial electron transport, ubiquinol to cytochrome c. The coding region runs from base 37 to 954 and encodes 305 amino acids. The record is from RefSeq and is a predicted model, not a curated record. Gene Ontology annotation, molecular function: electron transfer activity; heme binding. The transcript has 11 exons. NCBI's taxonomy places the organism in Eukaryota, Metazoa, Cnidaria, Anthozoa, Malacalcyonacea, Nephtheidae.